Mangifera indica (mango) is the source of this 1751-nucleotide messenger RNA. Its product is annotated as protein FAF-like, chloroplastic. Bases 137 to 1561 code for a protein of 474 amino acids. The transcript has 2 exons. The record is from RefSeq and is a predicted model, not a curated record. Lineage: Eukaryota; Viridiplantae; Streptophyta; Magnoliopsida; Sapindales; Anacardiaceae.
GCCAUCAACUCUUUCAUCAUCUAAAUCCUCUCUAAGUCUCUUCACUUGCAACCAGCACCCAGCAGCACUGCUCUCUGUUGGAUGCUGUUGCAUUUCUUCAGCUGAUAUAUUUCUGUUCCAUCUCUAGUUUUGGGAGAUGUUUCGCUUAUCUUCAACCUUGAAGAUCGAGGAAGAAGCUAUGGUGGCAAAGACUCAAGGUAUUGGAUCUAUUCUUGGGUCUGAUUCUGAAAAAAGUAAAUCUUGUUCACUGAGAAGAACGCUUUCGGCUGAUAUGUCAAACAAGAAAUGGCCUACACAACAUGGGUUCUCAGCCAUGAAAAAGAUUGCUUCUUCUAAGGAGUUCUCAAUCCCAUCAGAAGGACAAGAGGAGAAUAAAGAGGUUGAUGAAAAGCCUGGCGAAUUCGACAUAUGGAGUUCAAUCAUAUUGCAAAAAGCUCAAGAUGCCAACAAAUCACUUCCUCCUCCUUAUGUUCAUCCUCUUGUGAAAAGAUCAGCCAGUUCUUUGAGCGAAAAGAGCCUUCAAAUUUGCACCGAGAGUCUUGGAUCAGAAACCGGCUCUGAUGGGUUCUCUUCUUACCCAUCGUCGGAGACUGGUGACACCGACGACGACAAAGAGAUGGACCAAGAAGAAGCUCUUCAACAAACGCAACCACAACAGCAGCAAGAGGAAGAGAGAAUGACAGAGAGUAUUUAUGUUGAAGCAGAGAUAGAUACAGUUCCCAAAUACAAAUACCAAAAAUCACCCCAACGAUCAUUUCCUCCUCCAAUUUCUUCUCUUUCUUGUCACGAUGGAGCAUCCAUUCGUAUGCAGUCUCGUCGCGACAAUGGUAGAUUGGUUCUUGAAGCUGUUUCUGUUUCUUCCGCUAACAACUUCCGUGCUCAACGACAUGAUGGCCGCCUUGUGCUCACUUUUGUCAACGCCACUGAAAUGGAAGAUGAAGAAGAAGAGGAAGAGAAGUUUGAAGAAGAGGAGGAGGAGGAGGAGCAUGAGGAGACAGAGGAAGAACUCAGAGGGGGAGAAAUGGAGAUUGAAUUUGUGAUGGACCGUGAAGCGCCAAAAUUGUCAAACAAGAUGCUUAAUCUGCAUAGGUUGACACUGGUGAUGAAUAAUAAGCAAAUGGGUCUGGCAAAAAGAAACCCACCCUGGCCGAACAAGUUCAAUGAAGUGGUCAAAUUUGAUGAGGAGAACGACAUGAAGCCAUCAAUUCUAGCACAAUCACUGCCCUCGCGGGCAACGGUGGCUCGCCUGAUCCCAAAACCAGCGGCGGCGGUAACAGUAGGGGCAGCUUCCGGAGCCACAUUCAAUGCUUAUGAGUACUACUGGAAGCCCAAGCCCUUGGCUGGACCUGCGUUAGUUUCCAAACAAAUGAUGAAUCAACAAAUUCAGCAAAACGGCAAGAUUAUUGUCUCCAGGAAUAAAAAUUCAGUGGAAAAUGAACAGCAACAAAUUCUCCUCUGGAGUGGGAAAAAGGGAGAUUAUUUGGUUCCUUUGACAAAGGCCUGCAAGGAACCUAGAAGAUCUCUUUUGUUCUGGGAACCUAACUGCAUUGCAACUUCCUGAAUCCAAGUCCAAAUCCAUAUUUCUCUCUAUUUUCCUCACGAGUCUGUAUGAACAAAUAAAACAACCAGGAAGGAAUGCACUGUGAUUUAGAAGAUCGAAGAGAAAGAGAGAUAUCUUGACUUAACAGUGUUCUAUAUAUGAUAAAUAUAACAUAAUAUUUAUAUAUAAUUUUCUUUGACUUCUUGUUUGA